Messenger RNA from Brassicogethes aeneus, 2801 nucleotides. The record is from the annotation of a GenBank genome assembly. NCBI's taxonomy places the organism in Eukaryota, Metazoa, Arthropoda, Insecta, Coleoptera, Nitidulidae.
AAGUUGAAAGGUUAAAAAAGUUAAACCAAAAUUAAAUAUUUAUUUAUUAAGGGUUUCCACAUAAAAAACGAUACCUUGCGUUUCCUACUUAAGCAUGUAUGUAAAUCGAAAAUUAGUUAAAUCAAAUAUGGCGACUUAGCCGUCGUGUGUAGGUAGCACAACAACGAAUGUUCGGCCAUUUUGAAUAAACACGUAGGAUCCACGAAAAAGGUCCGAGAUGACCAUCGUAUGCACACACUCAUUAGCUUCAAAAUAGUACAGUAUAGCACAAAUAAAAGGCGUUCUUAUCCCCACCACCGUUUCGAUCGGUACUAAGCUGGCCACGACUCCCCUCUAUCUCGUAAUGGUGCCGAGAAACAAGCUCGCAUCGUUCAAACACUUGUUCGACCGUUCUCUCCGUACUGCCUGCUUUGGAAAUACUGUUCGCAUUUUCGAAUGAACAUUGUGUUAGUUGAUAGUGGUGUGUUGAUAACGAACGAUAUGUCUACAAAACCUGAUUAUCAACGAACAUACGGUGUAGACGGUUACGUCGACGAACAAGGUCAGUACAGCCCCGCCUCCCAGCCGGACGGGGCGGGUCAGUCGCCGCAGUCGCGGGCGGCCACGCCCCUCGGGUGCAUCACGUACGCAACGUCGACGGGCGGCGCCGAAAACGGCGACCACGACGAAGGCUACGCAUAUGCCACGCAGCUGACCAGGCCAGAUGGCUCCGGAUAUUUUCCGGUCACUUUUAUGGACGACAGCGGGCCCAAAUAUUGCGUGGUUGAAGUGAACGACGGUUCGGGCAGUACUGAUUUUCUGCAGCUGGGCGCCCCAGGAGGUACCGUGGUAACGGACUCUCCACAUGGCAGUGGCAGCCACAGCCCUUUGUCUCCGGGCACCGCCAGGGCUUACGAAAACUUGCACGCGGUACCGCAGAACUCGGCCAGCGCAGACGACCAUCAUAUGGAGGGAACGCAGCUCACUCAGCUGACCAGUCACAGCUACGCUAGCGAGAUGGACUCGCCGCCCAGCUCGCUUUAUGCAACAAGGAAUACAAAUUCCUAUUCAGGAAAUAUACCUUAUUACACCAACACAGGAUCUCCAGAACUUCCUCAAUCAACGCAAAUGUGGACAAAUUCAGGGGUAAACUCAAACCUCGAAGACUACUCGAAGGUGAGCACCACGUUGCCAAGCUUCCAACGACCUCUGACAUCACCAUUUCAGGCAGCGAACAAUCACAGAGUGACGCAAUACGACUCGUUGCCAAACAUCAUCAACGGCACCUACGAUUGGCAACAGCCGACCUACGUUGAUCAAAGCAGAGCCAUCCACUACGGAACAUCGCAAAACACCCAGCGAAAUCGGCUUCCAGCUUCAGCUUCGUUGUCUGCAAUGGCGGCUGAGCCAGGACAUGGGGGUGUUUCUGAGUACUACAAGAACUACUUUGGGUAUAACGGGACACCGCGUACUCCCACAUUACAUACUAUCGAAGAAAAAUCCACUGGUCGACGAUUGUCAGCUUCAAGAAGGGUGGGAUUAACCUGCACCAACUGUCACACAAGUAACACUUCCUUGUGGAGAAGAAACGGUUUGGGAGAACCAGUGUGCAAUGCAUGCGGUUUAUAUUUCAAACUGCAUAAUGUGAACCGACCAAUGUCUAUGAAGAAAGACCAAAUACAGACUAGGAAAAGGAAGCCAAAGGGUAGCAAAGAUAACAGUUCUAAUGCUAAUGCACAGAUCAAGAAAGCUCCAAUUGGUAUGAAUCUAGAAGCCACUGGAUAUUUAUCCUCAUCAUCACAUCAAGGGGUUAAAGUAGAACCACAAUUAGAUGAAUACAGAGCUCUACCAUCUCUACAUUUGCAACACAGUUCCACUCAAAACUACAGUUUUCUCAACAACAGUCAGUCUCAUCAGAGGUUAUCUCCAUACACCAAUCACCAAUCACCAAUCUCUUCCAAUGCUUACUACGACAUGCAGCCUAGUCCAAGCCCCCCAUCACCAGAUUCCGACAGCGAAAGUCAACCUCACAUAGUUAACAACAAUAACAACAACAACACAAAAGUCAUAAUUGGCAGUGAUCACAAUUUGGAAAACAAACCAAUCGUCCUUUCCAUGAACCGUCUCACUAUGACUAAAGAAUAAAAAUAUAAUAUAUUCAAAAAUUGAAUUUAAUGUACAAAUGAUUGAAACGUCUUGCCUGAAAUUUGUAAGUGUAUGCAAUAAUUUGCUUAGGGUUGUUUAGGAAAAAUAAAAUUUAAUAUUGCUGUGAUAUUAAACAUUUCAAAGAUCUGAGAGUUAAACAUACACAUUUCUCAAAAUUGCAUUCCAACAAUACUCUACUCUAAAAUUACUGAAAAAAAUCUCAAUAAUUUACCAAAGACAACCUUAUAUUGUUUUUAUUUAUAUUUAUAAUAUAUCGACAAUGUACAUAUUUAGCUAAUAGUUAGUUUCGAAAUGUUUCAGCACAGAGUUCAGAUUUUGCUUGUCUGAAUAAUGAGUGUAAAUUCUAAUCAUAAUGCUUUUUUCUUUGUUGUUUCAUCGUUUCUAAACAAAAAACAACGUAAACAUUUAUUUUAUAGUUUUAAGUAAGUAAUCUAUAGUUUUUUUCUUUAGUUUUAUUAUAGUUUAUACAUCCCGUUUUUUGACUGAUUUAUGUCUGGAUCAUUUAAAGAUCUUAUUUGUAAUUGUAAAUAAGUUAAAGCUUGUUUGUUUUGUUAAUUUUACUGAUAUAUAUUGUAAUUAUAUAGAAUAAAUAUUUGAAUUGUAUAUUUUAUAUUUUACAAUGUAAAAUUUUAUUUGGAAAAUGUUUUUAUACUUAA